Molecule: messenger RNA, 2036 nt
Organism: Punica granatum (pomegranate)
Lineage: Eukaryota; Viridiplantae; Streptophyta; Magnoliopsida; Myrtales; Lythraceae
Source: RefSeq, a predicted model, not a curated record
AGGCGACCGCCCAAAAUGCACGGGGCACCCCCCAAGUAUAUAAGACGAUAGGCCGCCACGCGAUUUGGCCUGUUCUCCAUUUCAAUCUCAGCCAUGGGCAGACUUGAAUCAGCCAUUGAGAUUCCCGAUGAUCGGAGUCGCUUCUACUCCGAUAACGGCCACUACAGCCCCCGCCGUGAUGGCUCCCCGGACUACCGUCGCCGUACUAGCCGCCGUAGCCCCUCUUAUGAGUCCUAUGGUCGCCAGAGCAACCGCCGUGAAGUCGAUUACGCCCGCGACAGCCGCAGCCGCAGCCCUUCAUAUGAUCGAUAUGAAAACCGCGCCUACCGCCGGGAUAGAUCCGAUUCCCCUGAUAGAAGAAGCGCUCGGUCCAGGGAAACCCUAGAUCAUUCUCUUCCCAGAAGGUUCGGCAGGAAGCGGCCGCAUCUCGAUCGGGGCAACGGGAGGUUGUCGGAAUCGGAGUCCGAUGAGGAAUUGAAGGGGCUGAGCACCGAGGAGUACAGGAGAUUGAAGAGGCAGAAGAUGAGGAAAGCCCUGAAGUUUUGCAUCUGGAACUGCACGCCCAGCCCUCCAAGACGAGGGGAGGAGGAGGCCGAGGAGAAAGCGGAGGAAAUCGAUGAGAGGUAUGGAGAAGAUUUGGAGAAAAGUGAAUCAAGUGACAGGGAGAGGCAGAAUGGGAAGAAGAAGGAUAGGAGUGAGUCUGAGAGUCAAGGCAGUGAGUCUGAGAGUGAGUCCGAGUCGGUAUCUGAUGAAUCUGAGUCGGAUAAUUCGCGUUCUAGGAAGAAGAGGAAAAAGAAGACGAGUAGGAGCUCGAGAUCGAAGAGGAGGAGCAUGAGUGAGUCCGAGAGUGGAACUGAUAAUGAUAUGGAUGAUCGGAAGAAGGGGAAAUCUUCUAGUUCGAAAAAGCAGCGGAGGAAAGCUGCUGAAACUGAGAGCGAGUCGGAGAGUGAAACUGACAGCGAGUCAUAUAGGAAGAAAUCGAGGAAGAGAAGUAGCAGGCGGCACAAGAGCAGUAGGAGGAGGAGAAAGAGUCAGUACAGCGAUUCGGAGGCUCGUGAGAGUGAGGAUGGUGAACCCGAAAAAAAGGGGAAGAGCUCAUCGAGAUCUCGGUCAAGAAGGGAGAGAAAGAAGAAGAAGCAGACCAAGGGGGAGAGCGAGAGCGAGAGCUUGAGGGAAGAAAGUGAGAAGUCAGAGUCUGAGGGUGAAGAGAAGAUUAAGGAGACUGAGGCUAUGAUGGCCGAAAGCAAUGCAGAGGCACUCCUGUUGAAGGAGCUGAUCGAGUCCCAGAAGAAGCCUGCUUUAGAUAUCGAGCCUAUGGUAGGCCCAGCUCCGCUGCCGCGAGCAGAAGGGCACAUUAGCUAUGGUGGAGCUCUUCGUCCUGGUGAAGGUGAUGCAAUUGCACAGUAUGUCCAGCAGGGGAAGCGUAUUCCCCGAAGAGGAGAAGUGGGUCUCUCUGCUGAGGAGAUUCAGAAGUUUGAGGGUCUUGGGUAUGUGAUGAGUGGUAGCAGGCACCAGAGAAUGAAUGCGAUCCGUAUUAGGAAGGAAAACCAGGUUUACAGUGCUGAGGACAAGCGGGCUUUGGCAAUGUUUAACUACGAGGAGAAGGCAAAGCGGGAGCAUAAGGUUAUGGCCGAUCUGCAGCGGCUUGUGCAGCGUCACAUUGGUCAGGAUGUAGGUCCCACUCACGAUCCUUUUGGUGCAAAAGGUGGCGAUGUUGCUGAUGCUUAGCAGAUAUGUAUGUUCUACACCUGGGUUCUGUCUUAUGCUUAUGUUCUUGUGGGAAAUAGGUUUACCUAAAAGUACUGUAUCCUCUUUUUUCAAUGGCUUAAGCAGCACUAGCUUUGAGUCUGAUGUUAAGGAUGUUGUUUCUCGUACUUUGCUUUUAUUAGAUCUUUUAUAAUCCAGAAAGGUUCUAGAGUGGUUGUAAAAUGAUUGUGGAAUUGCAAAUUGCUUGAUAAUCAUACUUACUGAUGUCUGGGUAAGUGAUUGGUUCAUCCAUCCAAGUUUAUGUUAUUGACAAUUGCAGAACUGUUAAA